This is a messenger RNA of Gryllus bimaculatus (two-spotted cricket), 927 nucleotides long. NCBI's taxonomy places the organism in Eukaryota, Metazoa, Arthropoda, Insecta, Orthoptera, Gryllidae. The record is from the annotation of a GenBank genome assembly.
AUGCGCUGCCGGCGCCCGCGCGCGCCCCCGCCCCGCGACCCCCGCCCCGCGGCCCGCCGCCGCCCCCGCCCCACCGCCCCGCGCCCCGCCCCCACCGCCGUCGUCGUGUCGACCACCGCGCGCCCCUGGGCGCGGCGGGCGCGGCCUCUUCGCGACGGCCUGGGCGGCGGCAUCGGGACGGCGGGCGGGCGGCUUCGCGCGCGCGCGGGCAGCGGGCCUGGAGGCCGGCGCUCGGAGCGGCCGGAGGAGGCUGCAUGCCCUAGGAGGCGGCUUCGGGGGCCGGGCGGCCAGCGCGGCGGCGCUUGCGCGGCGGGAUCGCGCGGGGGCGGCGCGGGCGCGGGGGCGUCCGGCCUGGGGGCACUCGUGGCCGCCGACCGCCCGGCGCCCAUCACCGUCACCGGCACCCUGCGCAGCGGCACGGGCUCCGCGGAGGCCCGGAACAACCAGGGCGGCCACUGGGUCAUCCUGCGCCAGUCCAACAACGUCGAGCAGAACGGAUACCUCUGGGACGUGGAGACGGAGAACGGCAUCGGGGCGCGCGAGCAGGGCGCGCUGCAGAACCCGGGCACGGACGCCGAGGCCAUGCUGGCGCAGGGCUACUACGAGUGGACGGGCCCCGACGGCAUCCUCUACCGCGUCGACUACACGGCGGACGCGGGCGGCUUCCGCGCGGAGGGCGCGCACCUGCCCACGCCGCCGCCCAUCCCAGAGGCCAUCCUGCGCGCGCUCGACUACAUCGCCGCGCACCCCGAGGAGAACGAGGGCGAGCGCGGGCGGGCCGGCCCCGGCGGCCGCUUCCGCCGGAAGUAGCCCCCCCCCCUCAUCGCACGACCACCGCCAGCUAGCACCUAGGCUCCCCUUCCGUCUCUUCGUCUUUACCCAUGAUUACGUGUGUGUGUAUGUAAAAUAAUAAAAGUACAGAGUGGC